This is a messenger RNA of Closterium sp. Yama58-4, 1185 nucleotides long. Lineage: Eukaryota; Viridiplantae; Streptophyta; Zygnematophyceae; Desmidiales; Closteriaceae. The record is from the annotation of a GenBank genome assembly.
AUGUCGCAGGCGUCGCACCAGCUCGUUCGCCCUGUCACCAUGCUCGUGCUGCUUCUCGGAGCGUCGCUCGCCGUCGCCAGGCCGGCUCGUGCGACGUCGCCCGGCUCGCCAGGCCCGAUCGAUGCGAUCUUCGUGUUCGGCGACUCGCUCCUGGACGUGGGGAACAACAACUACGGCCCGGCCGACUGGCCCAAGAAUAACUUCGCGCCGUACGGCACUAACUACAUCCCCGCGUCGGGCCGCGUGUGCGACGGCAAGCUCACCGUCGAUUACCUCGCGGAGUGGCUGGGAUUCCCCGGGUCGCCCCCGCCGUACCUGCAGCCGGGCCGCAAUGCGACGCUCGGAGUGAGCUUCGCCAGCGCUGGUGCCAGCUUCAACAUCACAGGAUACACCCUCCCGGCCUUCCAGGCAUCGCAGCAGCUGCAGUGGUACACCAAGCUCCAGGCCGACGUGAACGCAGAAGCAGGCGCCGACCCGCUCCUCCCAAAGUCCCCAGCCGUCUUCUCCUCUGCGCUGCACAUCGUUGGACUCGGCGCCAACGACUACCAGAUCCUCUUUUUCGGAGACCGCGUCAACGAAAGCACCAUCCCGAGGCUAGCCGCUGGGGGCUCCCAGCAGGCGCGGGAGUUUGCUUCCGCGGUGGUGGGAGCGGUUGAGGUGUAUGUGAGAGGGCUGUAUGGGAUGGGUGCGAGGCGGUUUUUGCUGUCGGAGCUGCCGCCGUUCGGGUGUGCGCCGCUGUGGCGGCAGGCGCUGCAGCAGGCGGGGUGUGUGGCGGUGCUGAACGGGUACGCGCAGGCUCAUAACCGUCUGCUGGCUGCUGCUGUGGGGAGGCUGAGGGAGGAGCUGGUGGGGUCGCAGAUUCUGCUCGCCAAGGUGUACGGCCUUGUGGAGACAGCUGUUGCUGACCCUGCCACUGUUGGCCUCCUGGAGGGCAGCAACGCGUGCUGCGGCGGCCCUCCUCCUCUCAACGGGCUCGUGCAGUGCGGUACGACGGCCAACCUGGGUGGUAACCAGGUAACCGCAACUGAGUGCAGUCGCCCACAGGACGCGGUGUUCUGGGACCAGUUCCACCCCUCGGAGUCCCUCAACCGCAUUCUAGCUCGCAACUCGUUUGUUGGCCGCCAGGAUUCCAUCACCCCUAUGAGCGUGCGUGACCUUGCCCAGCUUGCUAGAGGGCACAAGUGA